CUGCAGCCAGAACUGAAAGCGAAUGGGGAUUGAAUUGCUCUGCUUUUUUUUCCUAUUUCUACAAAGGAAUAAGAAUGUACAAGGAAAUUGUGAUUCAGGGAGUGCCAUGAACUGUGAAGAUUGUUUGCUCUCUGGACCAAGCUGCGGCUGGUGUUUCCAAGAGAAUUUUACUGAUCCAUCUGAAAUUCAGAAAAGGUGUGACACUCUUGAAAAGCUUAUUUCAGAAGGAUGCCAUCUGAAUUUAAUUGAAUUUCCCAUUUCCAAAGUAGAGAUCCAUGAAAACAAGCACCUGAGUGACGGGCCACAAAUAAAUGGUUCAGAGGUUAUUCAGAUUUCUCCUCAAAAGAUAACUAUUUUCCUGCGGCCAGGAAAUGAAGAAACGAUACAGAUCAAUGUUCGUCAGACUGAAGAUUAUCCAGUUGAUCUCUACUACCUGAUGGACCUUUCAGCUUCUAUGGAUGAUGAUCUGAAAACCAUAAAGGAACUGGGGUCUACCUUGUCCAAAGAAAUGUCUAAGCUCACAAGUAAUUUCCAGAUGGGCUUCGGGUCUUUUGUUGAAAAACCAGUUUUACCAUACAUCAAUACUCUGACGGAAGAUCUGCGGAAUCCUUGCCGAAAUGUCCCAUUUGAUUGUUUGCCAACAUUUGGAUACAAGCAUGUUCUUCCGCUGACAAACGAUGCUGAAAGGUUCAAUGAAAUUGUGAGAAAACAGAAAAUCAGUGCCAAUUUAGAUACUCCAGAAGGAGGAUUUGAUGCAAUUAUGCAGGCAGCUGUUUGUAAGGAAAAAAUUGGUUGGAGAAAUGAUUCAUUACAUCUGUUAGUGUUUGUGAGUGAUGCCGAUUCUCAUUUUGGGAUGGAUAGUAAAUUAGCAGGAAUAGUUAUUCCAAAUGAUGGGAAAUGCCACCUGGAUCAACAGAAUGAAUACUCUAUGUCAACUGUUUUGGAAUACCCAACUUUAGGACAAUUGAUAGAGAAGAUUGUGCAAAACAACAUUCUGUUAAUUUUUGCAGUCACCAAGCAACAAGUUCAUUUAUAUCAGCAAUAUGCGGAUCUUAUUCCUGGAGCUACGGUCGGGACACUUCAGCAUGAUUCUGGAAAUGUCCUCCAGUUGAUUAUAGAUGCAUACAAGUCACUCAGGUCUGAGAUAGAGCUGGAGGUGCUGGGAGACACAGAUGGAUUAAAACUUGAUUUCACUGCCAUCUGCAGCCAGGGCUCUGCCUUUCCACACCAGAAGAAAUGCUCUCAUAUUAAAGUUGGAGAACAGGUCACUUUCAAUGUGACUUUCAGUUUAAGCCCUUCAGCUUGUGGUGAAGGGAGAAGGAAAGUCCUAAUCAAGGCCACUGGUCUUAACGAAGCAUUGGAGAUCGAGAUCCAGCCCAAAUGCAGCUGUCAUUGUCAGAAGGAAGCAGAGGUGAAUAACUCCAAGUGCAACUACGGGAACGGUUCCUUCGAGUGUGGGGUGUGUGUGUGUAACCCCGGCUACAUGGGUCCAGACUGUAAAUGUAGCGAAAAAGAUGCACUGAGUACAGGGUCCUGCAAAAGUCUCCCAGAACAGAUCUUGUGCAGCGGAAGAGGCGACUGCUAUUGUGGACAAUGCAUUUGCCACCUUUCAGCAUAUGGAAAUAUAUAUGGGCCAUACUGUGAAUGCGAUGAUUUCUCUUGUGGCAGAUUUAGAGGGCUGGUCUGUGGAGGCAAUGGGAACUGUGCCUGUGGUCAAUGCAAUUGCCACCAUGGCUGGACAGGUGAAUACUGUAACUGUACCACGGAUACCAAGAGUUGCAUUUCUAACAAUGGUGUCAUCUGCAGUGGGAGAGGCAAAUGUGUGUGUGGAAAAUGCAUAUGCACAAAUCCUGGGGUUUCAGGCAACGUCUGUGAAAAAUACCCUACAUAUGAUGAUCUUUGCAACUCUAAAUGGAGCUGUGUAGAAUGUUAUUUAGCUUCUGCUGAUCUACUGCAUCAGGAAGACUGCGCUGAAAAAUGUAAAUUGGUUGACGCAAUGAUCAGUCAUGAUGAAGAUAUUACGGAAGAUAAAUGGGUUCGUUGUGUGUUACAAGGGAAAAAUGAAUCUGUUAUCACAUUUCUGAUGACAACUAAUGAACAGGGGAAAGUCAUCAUUCAUAACAUAAAGCAAAAAGAUUAUCCACAGCCGCCAAAUAUUACAAUGAUUAUGUUGGGGAUUUCUACGGCAGUAGUCGUCACUGGGAUUGUUUUACUUUCCAUGUGGAAAUUAUUUAUUUCAUUUGAAGACCGUAAAGAAGUCGCUAAAUUCGAAGCAGAGAGAUCGAAGGCCAAGUGGCAAACGGGAACAAACCCCCUCUACAGAGGCUCCACAACAACUUUUAAGAAUGUAACAUACAAGCAAAAGGAAAGGCAACGUGGCAGUCCUGCCAAUGCAUACUAAUAAUUCAAAAUUAUUGGAAAAAAACAGUUCUGGAAAACUUUUAUUUUUUUUUAAAAAAAGGAAGUUUGCUCUGUUUUCUUCUAAAUUUGUUUGGAGGGUUGUAGUAAAACCACUAUGGUGGUAUGGAAGUUUUAAGGUGAGAGCAUAUGUGGUUUCAAAAGUGGGACUGUUUUGGAACCAGGCAGGGAGCUGAGCAGCAGUAGAGGAGAUUAAAUGACAAAGAACCAUCUGGGCAUGUAGGAAUGCACCAAUUAAGCAUGACAUGAAAAUAAUAUCUGGUGCAAUUUUGCAGUAAUGAGAUUUGGGGAAUUGGUCUGAAUGACCUUUCAAGAAACCCAUUUCAAAUCUUCCUUCUGAUCUCAAAGUAAUUCAAGAUGUUAGAACAAAGCAUCUUCUCAAACUCUGCUAAGAAGUAUACUUCAGCCAGUUUUGUCAGUUCCAGUCAGCAUUUUACUGCACGUUUAAGAUAUACCUUUGGAGUAUUUGCACCUUAAAUAUUACUGGAUAAAGAAACAGAUUUCAGUUUUUAAAAGAAAGAAAACUUGGGAGAGAAAAGCGUUCCUGAUUUAUUAAUAAAGUACCCAGCACUUACAGCUGUAUUUUUAACCAUGGUACAAUCUUAGGUAUUCUGUUUGGAAAUCCCAUGAAGUUAAAUGAGAGAGUUUCCUAUGAAAUGUUUACCCUCUAGACUAGAGGUUGAUGGAUUGAGGAGAGCCAUGUUGUCUAAAGAUGAAUGAAGGUGAUGAUGAGGGAUAUGAUGAUGACCAGUAGUGGGACUCAACCGGUGUAAAAAACCAGUUCGCUGAGCAUGCGCACAAUGUGUUUGAAAACAGCUCUAAAACUUACCUUCCAUUGCAGCCCCCGUGAGUAAUUGGCGACAACUGCUCGCCGGAACUACUGGUUCACCUGAACCGGUCCGUACUGGCUGAAUCUCACCCCUGAUUACUACCUAAGAACAUAAUAUGUAUGGCCACUAGAUUUUUUUCUAUGGUAACUUUCAGAUUCUUCACCCAUUUGAUUUUUUGUAUUGUGUCCAAUGGCAUCUCUUGGGUGAACCACCAUUUUGCCCUGUAGGGCAACCAGAAUACAUACCAUGUGCUUUCCAAAUUACAAUAUAUCUAAUGAACCCAAACGUUGAGGACCUAUCAUUUAAGGGAGUUGCUUUUUCCCCCAAAUAUGUAAAUAAGAUUUAAUACAGCGGGUCUCAAAGAUUUGCUAUGCUGCAAAUAUGGUUUUUGAUAAUGCAAAUUUUAAAAGAUUGUUUUUUUAAAAAAACAGAGUGUUUGUUUUAUCUUGAAUAUAUGUUGGAUAAUGGUGAUGGGAGUUUUUAUUAUGAAUGUACUGUGCAUUUAAGACACUGGAAACAUCUGUUGUUUUUACUGAAAUGGUUUUGACCCAAGGCUGGACCUAAAAUAAGGCCAAAACA
This is a messenger RNA of Thamnophis elegans (Western terrestrial garter snake), 3827 nucleotides long. RefSeq names its product integrin subunit beta 6 (gene ITGB6). The coding region runs from base 23 to 2401 and encodes 792 amino acids. The record is from RefSeq and is a predicted model, not a curated record. The transcript has 15 exons. Lineage: Eukaryota; Metazoa; Chordata; Lepidosauria; Squamata; Natricidae. Gene Ontology annotation, cellular component: integrin alphav-beta6 complex; focal adhesion; cell surface. Gene Ontology annotation, biological process: integrin-mediated signaling pathway; cell-matrix adhesion; cell migration. Gene Ontology annotation, molecular function: integrin binding.